AUGGGCAGGCUCGUCCGGACGAUGGGUUCCUUGCCCCGCGAGUCUGUCGUGACCGGGCCUAGGGCUCCGGUGCCGACUGCGCCGCUCACCAAGCACAUGGACAGCCUGACGGGACGGGACGUCACGGCCCUGGUCUACUCAGACGAGAGCGGCAGCACCCGUGUGAGCUAUGCGGAGUUGCAGGCGCGCACAAACGCAAUGGGCAGGGCGAUCGCCGCCCACGCCAGGCCAGUCGGGCCUAACAGAGACGGGGACUACGUGGUCGCAGUGUGCAUGGAGCCUUCACACAGCACCGUCAUGGCCUUGCUGGCGAUUUGGAAGGCCAGCGCUGCGUACGUUCCCAUGGACCCCAGCUUCCCCCAAGCGAGGAUCACACACAUACUGCGCGAUGCCGAACCGUCUCUCAUAAUAUAUGACAACACUGCGAACCCCGCCAUGUUCUCCUGCAGCGGAGUCCCGGCAGUUUCCUUCGAGGAGUUGACGUCGGAAGCUGGCGGGCUGGCUGGCGACAAGCCCAGCGACGUUGAGGUGCUGGUUCCACCGUCUGCUGAUAGCAUCGCGAUCGUCCUAUACACUUCAGGCAGCACAGGCAUACCGAAAGGCGUCCGUCUUCCCUACUCGGCUAUCUGCAACCGGCUCUGGUGGCAGUUCCGCACCUUCCCCUACUCCGGCAACGAGAGGGUAUGCGUGUGGAAGACCGCGCUGACCUUCGUGGACUCCGUGUGCGAGAUAUGGGGGCCCCUCUUGCACGGACGGACCCUGCUCAUCCUCUCGAGGGAGACGACCAGGGACCCGCAGAAAUUGGUUCGGACCCUAGCGGAAAACGAGGUACAAAGACUGGUGCUGGUGCCUACACUGCUCCGUUCUAUUCUGAUGUACCUCUCUUUGAACCGCACGGAGAGACCGCUACAGUUGCUAAAGCUUUGGGUCUGCUCCGGCGAGACGCUAAGCAAGGAGCUGGCGUCGCAGUUCUUCCAGUACUUCGGAGACAACGAAGGCUACCGGCUGGCGAACUUCUACGGAAGCACAGAGGUCAUGGGCGACGUCACGUACUACGUUCUAGAAAGAUCCGAGCAACUCGACGCACAUCCGACCAUCCCGAUCGGGAAUCCCGUGGACAACUGUGCAGUUUAUCUGUUGGACGCGGAUAUGAACCCGGCGCGCGAGGCGGAGCCGGGCGAAGUGUGGGUGGCGGGGCGCAACCUCGCCUCCGGGUACGUCGGCGGUCAGGCCCCGGAGAAGUUCUGCGACAACCCGCACGCAUCGCAUCCAGAUCUCGCCAAGCUGUAUCGCACUGGCGAUUUCGGAGUGCUCCACAAGGGCACGGUGCUGUACGCCGGCCGGACCGACUCGCAAAUCAAAAUCAGAGGUCACAGAGUCGACUUGCAGGAGGUGGAGAGAGCCGUGUCGGCCGUGGAGGGGAUCGAAAAAGGCGUGGUGCUGUGCUACGGACUUGAGCGCGGCAGCCCAGAAAUUCUUGCCUUCGUCACUAUACAACCGGGAGCGAGGAUGGCAUCGCACCAUAUCGAGGCCACAUUGAAGAACUCACUCACACACUACAUGUUGCCACAGGUGAUCGUUAUUGAGAGCAUUCCGCUGCUGGUCAACGGAAAAGUUGACAGGCAGGCGCUGCUGAAAAUGUACGAGAACACAAAUAAUAAUGACGACGCAGAAAUAUCUUUAGAUAUAGAUUACACGGGAGUCGAACCUGAGAAUUUGGAGGCGGCGAAAGUGCUGUUCGAAACAGUUGGCGAGGUCCUUGGGAGGUCUGCAAGAGGUACCUUAUCUGUGAGGGCCGGUUUCUACGAGCUUGGGGGGAAUUCCCUUAACUCUAUAUACACGAUUACUAGGUUGAGAGAUAAAGGAUAUUACAUUGACAUCAGCGACUUCCUCGGGGCUGCGAACCUUGGAGAUGUGCUGGCCCACAUGAGCUCGGGGCCCGACCAGAUCUCAGAAAGCCAGGAGUACAGGUUCAAGGCCGUUCCGAUGAGGGAAGACCACAAGCAGCAAGUUAUCGAUAUGAUCGUGACAUCGUUCUAUGAGAAGGCUGAACUCGAGCAGUUCCUGAAGAACGAAAUCGAGACCGAAGACUACGCGCAUUGCGUGCGCACCUGCUGGGCCGCCCUGCUGCAGGCGAGGCUCAGCGUGGUGCUGGAGGACGCCUCUGGCAAUCCAGUCGCGGUAGCGCUGAACUUUGACGCAAGGGACGAGCCCGAGAUAGAACUGAAGGGAGGACUCGCGAAAAUCAUGGGCUUCCUGGAGUUCGUUGAGAGCUCUGUAAGGGACACCAUGCUUCCCGAGGGCAAGGGAACAAUCCUCCACUCCUUCAUGAUGGCCACAGCGUCCUCUCUGAGUCCGAGGGACAAUGUAGCAUCGAUACGCGCGUUGGAACACGCCACCAUGAGGAUAGCACGCGACAGGCGGUUCCACGGAGUCUUCACUACCAACACAAGUCCGCUGACGCAGCAACUUGGCACUGAUGUGCUGGGUUUCCAGACUUUGCUGGACUACCAAAUCAACCAGUACGUAGACACCAAUGGCGACAGGAUCUUCGGCAAAGCGCCUGAUGACAUGCGGGCUAUCGUGUGCUGGAAACCUACUGAA
This is a messenger RNA of Iphiclides podalirius (scarce swallowtail), 2604 nucleotides long. NCBI's taxonomy places the organism in Eukaryota, Metazoa, Arthropoda, Insecta, Lepidoptera, Papilionidae. The record is from the annotation of a GenBank genome assembly.